UUUUUUGUUUGGGAAGAAAAAUUAAGGCGGAAGGCGCGUAGUGUAGAGGCAGCGACGUUACAACAGCAACACACAGAUUUCAGAUCCAAACCUUCUCUAAAAACCAAAAAUAUACCAACACACACACACACACACACACAAGCUCUCUCUCUCUCUCUAUCUCUUUCUUUCUCUCUCUUGCGGCACUUGAAUUCAAUUCUCAGUCCAAUUGAAUUCUAGUUUAUCAGAUCCAAUCAUCAGCUCAAUUUACAUUCCUCCUCCUGCGUUGAUCUCUCUUUAUCCAUAUCUACAGAUUUAUCAGCUGAUUUUCUUCCAUCCACACCUGAUUUUCUUUUUUUUGUGUGUGUGUAUAUAGAGAUUUUUUUAGUUAGAUUAAUUUUUUCAGUUUUAAAUGAAGACGAAUAUGAAUGGAAUGGUGGAAUGCAGCGUCUGCCAUUCCAAAUUGGUGUCUCCGAGCGCUAAAACAGUGUCUAAGGCGUACGAUCGCCACCGGAAUGAUGUUUCGCUGAAAACUCGCGCCUUUAACAUCUUCCUAGUUGGUGGCGAUUGCGUUUUAGUCGGCUUACAGCCUAUAUUGGUGUAUAUGUCAAAAGUCGAUGGGAGUUUCAAGUUCAGUCCAAUUAGUGUGAACUUCCUGACUGAGGUUACAAAAGUCGUCUUUGCAGUUCUCAUGCUCUGUUUUCAGGCACGGCGUCAAAAAGUGGGAGAGAAACCCUUGCUCUCUGUCUCUAUAUUUUUCCAGGCUGCUCGUAAUAAUAUGCUUCUGGCUGUUCCUGCUCUGCUUUAUGCUAUAAACAACUAUCUGAAGUUUACCAUGCAGCUAUAUUUCACUCCUGCAACAGUUAAGAUGCUGAGUAACCUGAAGGUUUUGGUUAUCGCAGUUUUGUUAAAGAUAAUAAUGAGACGUCGCUUUUCCAUAAUUCAGUGGGAGGCUCUUGCACUGUUGCUUAUUGGAAUUUCAGUCAAUCACCUGCGCUCUCUACCAGAGGGUACUAGCGCUAUGGGUCUUCCAGUGGCAACAGCUGCUUAUUUAUACACAUUAAUUUUUGUAACUGUUCCUUCAUUGGCUUCAGUCUACAAUGAGUAUGCUUUGAAGAGCCAAUUUGAGACUAGCAUUUAUCUUCAGAAUCUAUUUCUGUAUGGUUAUGGUGCAAUAUUCAACUUUCUUGGAAUACUUGGGGCUGCCAUUUUCAAAGGACCUGAUAACCUGGAUAUCUUGCGGGGACAUUCAAAGGCAACUAUUUUUUUAAUAUGCAACAAUGCAGCUCAAGGGAUCUUAUCCUCAUUUUUCUUCAAAUAUGCAGAUACAAUUUUGAAGAAGUAUUCGUCAACUGUUGCAACAAUUUUUACUGGGAUUGCAUCUGCAGCAUUGUUUGGUCAUACUUUGACAAUAAACUUCAUCUUAGGAAUCUCCAUUGUGUUUAUCUCCAUGCAUCAGUUUUUUUCACCCCUUUCAAAGGUCAAGGAUGAAGUACAGAAUGGUGGUAUGGAAAUGAUGAAAACUCAACAUAACUUUAGGUCUAAGGAUGCAUCCUUUGUGGACAUGGCAGCUGGGGCUCAUGACGAGGCUAGCCAUCGAGUGGAACAUGAUGAAAGAACCCCUCUCCUUCCACUAUAGAGUACUUAUAGGAAUACUACUGGGAGCAACAUUCAUUGGUUGUUGACACUAGAGUUGAGAAUUGGACCGGUCAAUAGAUUUUAGUACAAAGAUAACAGGGAUUUUCUCUUCUUCCCUUUGGAAAGCUGCUAGGAUUCUGUUCCGUGAGAGUCCGCCCAGUUGUUGAAAGACGUGCAGCAUCAAAGCACACUGAAAUAUACAUACAAGGAUGGAUGUCUUGAUUCCAUGGUAAUGUGCCCGGAUCGUUUAUUAGUAAAAACACUGCUGUGACUCAUCUGCACAAGGGACAGUCAAAUUGUUAUCAAUAUGCAUUCGUUCAAUUUUAUUACGAGUAUCAUUUACAAAUUUUGUGUCCUUUAGGCAGCUGAACCAAUUGAUGUACAUCUGAUCUGAGAAAUGCUACCGCGAAUGUCCUCAUAUUACGCAAGCUGUCAUAUUGAUACAUGAUUAGAUUUCAAUUAGCACAAUGGACGAAAUCUAAUAUUACUUGGUGAAUCCCAUAUUUGCUAUA
Molecule: messenger RNA, 2129 nt
Organism: Coffea eugenioides
Lineage: Eukaryota; Viridiplantae; Streptophyta; Magnoliopsida; Gentianales; Rubiaceae
Product: CMP-sialic acid transporter 4-like
Exons: 15
Coding region: 392-1618 (408 amino acids)
Biological process (GO): pyrimidine nucleotide-sugar transmembrane transport
Cellular component (GO): Golgi membrane
Molecular function (GO): pyrimidine nucleotide-sugar transmembrane transporter activity
Source: RefSeq, a predicted model, not a curated record